UCCCACUACAGUACUGCUCUUUCCCAGCAGCCAUGAGUUGAGGUGGGUUCAGGUGUGGUCAGCGAGCGAACAUUCCGCCCGGACUUCCUGCGACCUUCCCCCUCUCGUCACUCUUCGUCUCCCGCCGCGCUUCUGUGAUCAUGACCGGGCCGGUCUAGCGCAGCUCCGUGACCGCACUGGGAGCCCAUGUGACUGGAGCAGGAAGUGGAUUUUGGGCAGAAGCGAGAGAAGAAAGAAGCCUGGAACAGGAACUGCUUUAUUUUUGAAGAGCGAAGUCACAUGACCUGCAGCUGCCAUGGCGCUGUGACGACUUGGCUUUCUGCAUGUGCCGCUGGAUUUCCUCACCACUGACAUGGACUCGAGGAACUGAAGUGGACUCUGAGGAUGCGACGGCCCCAGACACUUGAUCUGGAUCAGAAGUGAGCUAGUCAUGGCGGCGAAGGACUACAACCACCUCUUCAAGCUGCUCAUCAUCGGAGACUCCAAUGUGGGAAAGAGCAGUCUCCUCCUUCGCUUUGCUGACAACUCUUUCUCUGGAAGCUACAUCACCACCAUCGGUGUGGAUUUCAAGAUCAGAACCGUGGACAUCGAUGGCGAGCGGGUCAAGCUGCAGAUCUGGGACACAGCGGGCCAGGAGCGGUUCAGAACCAUCACAUCCACAUACUACAGAAACACUCACGGCGUCAUCAUAGUUUACGACGUCACCAACCCCGAGUCGUUCGUCAAUGUGAAGCGGUGGCUGAACGAGAUCUCACAGAACUGUGAUAGCGUUUGCAAGAUUCUCGUGGGAAACAAGAACGACGACCCGUCGAGGAAGCGAGUAGACAGUCAGGACGCUCAGCGCUUUGGCGAGUCGGUCGGUGUUCGGGUUUUUGAAACCAGUGCCAAAGAAAACAUCAACGUGGAAGAGAUGUUUAUGUCGUUCACUCACAUGGUUCUGCGGGCCAAGAAGCAGAGUCAGAACCGGGCUGAGAGGGAGCGCGAGCGUGACGACACCGUCAACAUCAACGCCCAGCGAGACCGCGACCGGCGGAAGAGGAGUAAGAAGUGCUGCUAGGCACCCGGGUCAUGACCUGGUCUGGAUCCCACUGGACUUGUUUAUGUUGUUGCUUUUUUAUGUCUAUAUUCUUUUAACAGAAGUAUUGAUUCAAUGUCUAUGAUAAUCAAUAAAUCAACUCCCUCGUGUG
This is a messenger RNA of Synchiropus splendidus (mandarinfish), 1187 nucleotides long. Its product is annotated as ras-related protein Rab-35. The coding region runs from base 431 to 1057 and encodes 208 amino acids. The record is from RefSeq and is a predicted model, not a curated record. Gene Ontology annotation, biological process: endocytic recycling. Gene Ontology annotation, cellular component: plasma membrane; endosome membrane. Gene Ontology annotation, molecular function: GTP binding; GTPase activity. The transcript has 7 exons. NCBI's taxonomy places the organism in Eukaryota, Metazoa, Chordata, Actinopteri, Syngnathiformes, Callionymidae.